Messenger RNA from Cryptomeria japonica (Japanese cedar), 3767 nucleotides. RefSeq names its product putative disease resistance protein At5g47280. The record is from RefSeq and is a predicted model, not a curated record. The transcript is spliced from 5 exons. Gene Ontology annotation, molecular function: ADP binding. NCBI's taxonomy places the organism in Eukaryota, Viridiplantae, Streptophyta, Pinopsida, Cupressales, Cupressaceae. Gene Ontology annotation, biological process: defense response to fungus. The coding region runs from base 692 to 3190 and encodes 832 amino acids.
AAAAAAAAAAUCAUAUCUUUCCAUCUUAGCCGCUUUUCCUGACUUCUGAGACAUUUCAGGGACAUGAAUCCAUAAUGCAUUGUCACAUCACCGCCAAAACUUUGUGCAGUUUCUCAGGCACGCCAUAUCGUGAGAGGUAAGCUUUGUCACUUCGGGCCAAGUCCAGCAGAAAUAAUUGACAUUGUUUCGGUUGCUUGUCUACUUUGGCCAUAUAGCAGAAGCAGCCCCGAAAGUUGUAGGUAGCACUCAUAUUUAUAACGCCUGAUUUCUAUGAAGAUUGUUUUUAAUAACAGGAGAAAGAUCAUAGAAAUUCCCCAACAAUUUCGAGUUUGGUAACUUACUUUGAAAUUUAUGGAUGAUCAGAAUCUCUAUGCUAUUUCUGUUGUCAAGCAAGUUACUGGACAGAUCACAUGAAAUUGUGUAGAUAAUACUUUUCUACUAUGGAAACAACCAGGAAAUUGGAAAUCAAGAAUCAAAUUAGUGUGAAUGUACCUUUCUGAUGCCCCACUGUGAACUUUCUUUUAAAUUAUAUCACAUCGCUCCAGCAUGUACCAGACAAUUUGUAAGAAUAAUUGGUGGAUUCACUUUCGUUGCAGUUGCUUAGAAGGGGCAAAUCAUCUUCCAAUUUUAAUUUAUCGGCGGCUUCUAUAAGUGCGUAGGAACUCAACACAGAGAGAAAGUUGGAAACACUAUGGAGAGGAUGAUGGAUAGUUUAUUCUGCAAAAGCUUGUGUGAUAGAUUGGAUGCCCUUGUCAAAGAGCUCAAUCCUCUAGUUAAGCAGAUUUGUGUACUUGAUUCGCAAGCACCCAAACAGCCAAAGGAUCCCUCAUUCCAAAAAUUUUUAGGCAACCUUAAAAGAGCUACCGAAUUGGUGAAAAUAUGUGAGGAUGUAAGUCCCUUGAAUGUGUUCCUGAGGUGGAGAUAUGCUUCUCAGAUGCUUAAGCUGGAGAAGGACAUCAAUGACUACAUUCACCACUAUAUUCCAGCAGCUAUAAUGCUGGAUAUGAAGAAGCUUGCAGCAGACCUGAAAGAUGCUUGUGAUGUACAGAGUAAGCUGGUGGGAUCAGCAUCAGACCUGAGGUUGAUGAUGAAUGAAACAAUUUUCAAACAAGCAUCCAAGCUUACCAAUGACCCUCAUGUGAAUGCUCGGAUGCUUUAUUGUUCUGAAGGAUAUGUUGAUUACACUGCUAGUUGUAAUCCAAGCUGUGAGGGUAGCCCAGAAAAGCCUAAAGUUUUAGUAGGACUAGAGAAAUCUAUAUGGAAUUUGAAGGAAAUUCUGUUGGAGAAGGAUGUGUCACUCGUUGGUGUGCAGUGCAUGGGAGGCGGUGGGAAAACAACUCUGUCGUUGGCUCUUUGUGAUGAUUCUGAAAUUAAAGAGUUUUUCGGAAACAAUGUGGUUUUCAUCACAGUUUCACAAUCACCAAAUUUAAAGGGCGUUUUAGAGACUAUGUGGGAAAAAAUUAUCCGAAGUAGGAAACCUGAAUUUCAGAAUGCUGAGGAUGCUCAUAUACAGCUAAAGGAGCAGCUCUCGAGGCAAUCCAAGCCAACUCUGUUGGUGUUGGAUGAUGUCUGGUCUAGAGCAGAUCUGGACAAAUUGUUAUUUGAAGCAGAAGGAUGCAAAACCCUUUUGACAACCAGGAAUUAUUCCAUAGUUCCGAAAAGUUCGUCUACUCGACUUUAUCGAUUGCCAUUGCUAGAGCCGAAUGAUGCACUAUCUCUUUUCUGCUUCUGGGCAUUUGGGCAGACUUCAAUCCCGACUACUGCAGAUGAAAAUCUAGUAAAGCAGGUGCAAGCAGAAUGUAGAGGCCUACCACUUGCUCUGAAGGUGAUUGGGAGUUCGUUGCAUGGUGAGCCCCAGCCAAUAUGGGAGAGAGCAAAGAACAAGCUUUCGAAAGCAGAACCAAUAUCAGAUUAUCAUAAAGAUGGAGUUUUCAGGUGUUUGGAAACCAGUAUCGAUUUCUUGGAUGAAGAAGCAAGGGAAUGCUUCCUAGACUUGGGAGCAUUUCCAAAGGGGAAAAAAGUCUCUGCAGAUGCAUUGUUGGACAUUUGGGUCUAUGUGAGAAAGCUGGAGUGGCAGGAUGCCUUUGUCAUCUUAUUGGAACUUGCUAGUAAAAGCCUCUUGAAUUUGACAAACAAUCUCGGGAGCCAAGCCAUCUCUUAUGGAAGUGCCUCAGAGCUAUACUUUUUUCAGCAUGAUGUAAUGCGAGAUUUGGCACUUUAUUUGGCUUGCCAAGACAGUAUUGUUAAUUGCAAGAGGUUGUUCAUGCCAAAAAGAGAGAACAAUUUACCUGGAAAAUGGGAAGAGCUAAGUAAUCAAACAUCCAAAGCACGAAUUGUAUCCAUUAACACAGGUAGUAUGGACGAAUGCCAGUGGGCCAAGAUGAAUUUUCCUGAAGUAGAAGCUUUGGUUUUAGUCUUUGAUGCAAGCAAAUACUUUCUUCCCAGUUUUAUGAAAACUAUGAGGAAACUGAAAGUUCUCUUGAUAAUCAAUUGUGGUUCAAACAGGACAACAGUAAAUGGAGUAGCUGCGUUAUCUUCACCCAUUAAGCUCAAGAGUAUACGCUUGGAGAAGUUGAUUGUGCCCCCUUUUCAAGAGCUCAAGAAAGCCACAGCAUCGAACUUGGAGAAGUUAUCUUUGAGUUUAUGUGAAGGGCUGGGAAACUUAACCAUGUUUAAUAUUAAGCCUAACGUAAAUCUUCCCAUAAUGCAAGAUGUUAACCUUGAUCACUGCAGUGAUUUAGAGGAGCUACCCCUUGGCAUUUUCAACAUGGCCACUGUUCAAAAGUGUUCAAUCACUAACUGCCAUCUUGUCCUCAAGUUACCAGAUGAUUUUGGUAAGCUCACCUCUUUGAGAAUGUUGAGGUUGUCUGCAUGUCCAGGUUUGAAAGAGCUCCCAGCAUCUAUCUGCAAACUUAAGCAACUGGAAUAUCUUGAUAUUUCGUUGUGCGAGUGUUUGAGCCAAUUUCCAGAAUGUAUGGGGAAGCUAUCGAAUUUGAAGGAGAUAGACAUGAGAGAGUGUUCUCGUAUGAAGAAGCUGCCCAAAUCUUUUCAAGAUCUGAAAACUUUAAAGCUUGUUAUCUGCGAUGAAAAGAUUGCAAAGGAAUGGAUGUACAUCAAGAAAUCUGCUAUCCCAAGUCUUACAGUUGAAGUGGUGGAAGAAAACUUUAAUUUGGAUUGGCUUGAUGAUUGAGCAGUAAUAGUCCAUAUUUCUACUAGUACUAUUAUUAUAUUAAACUUAUAUAGUUAUAACAUAAAUAAUUGGCAAGACCAUUGGAUUCCCAAGGUUUCUCUUGCUUUUUGGUUGCUAUCUACUAUAUAGUAAGACAUACUAUAGUCUAUAAUGCAGAAAGGUAUGUGUCCCGAGAUCCAUAGCAUGGUAGUAGACCUAUUUUCCUAUCAGGUUUAGUGUGUAUGAUGUGGCUAUGACAGUGAAGUAGACCUACUUUCUAUCAUGUUUGGUUUGUGUGAUGUGGCUUUGACAGUGAAGCUUUAUCGAAUAACUGUAGUUUGCUUGUUAGUCUGUUCACCUUGGAGUCUUGUCCUGUUCAGGUAAACCUCAUACCUUCGAGUCUUGUCCUGUGUGAUGUGUCCAGUUCCACCCUUGGUAAAACACUAUUAAGAAUCACGGGAGGUCACUUCAUCUAUGGGAGUAGGGAUCUAAAUGGCUUUACAAAGGAAGAACAGGGCUAUGGUUUGCCAAAUGAACUGCGACAGACAAUAUUUGUAUGUGUGAUCUUUAUAUAAUAUAAAAGCUAUAAGUUUGUGUU